Messenger RNA from Chinchilla lanigera (long-tailed chinchilla), 4685 nucleotides. RefSeq names its product storkhead box 1 (gene Stox1). Gene Ontology annotation, biological process: positive regulation of transcription by RNA polymerase II. Gene Ontology annotation, cellular component: cytoplasm; nucleus. Gene Ontology annotation, molecular function: DNA-binding transcription activator activity, RNA polymerase II-specific; RNA polymerase II transcription regulatory region sequence-specific DNA binding. Lineage: Eukaryota; Metazoa; Chordata; Mammalia; Rodentia; Chinchillidae. The record is from RefSeq and is a predicted model, not a curated record.
CAGGUGCUGCGCGACGCCUGGCGCCGCCGGGCGCUGCGCCCGCCGCGAGGCUUCCGCAUCAGGGCUGUAGGUGAUGUCUUUCCCGUGCAAAUGAAUCCAAUAGCUCAAUCUCAGUUUGCACCCUUGGCUGAAGUUCUUUGCUGUGCUAUAUCUGAUAUGAACACAGCUCAGAUUGUAGUAACACAAGAAUCACUUCUGGAGCAUUUGGAGAAACAUUACCCAGGCAUUGCACUUCCAUCUCAAGAUAUUCUCUAUACUACUCUCGGAACUCUGAUUAAAGAAAGGAAGAUUUAUCACACUGGAGAAGGAUACUUCGUAGUUACACCUCAGACUUACUUCAUCACAAAUACAACUGCUCAGGAAAAGAAGAGGGACCUUCUGUCAGAUGGAAGUCCCCUGGGGGGCACUUCCGUGACCUAUCUGGUGAGCAUGGAGAGCUGUGCAGAGCUGGCCAAAGAAAACGCAGUCCCUGUUUCCCAUUGUCAGUCUUGCCGCUGUUUCCCUAGCCUGUGCCCUCAAGAUGUGGAGGAGCCACCACCUGCUGCAGAAAUGACUACAAAAAGCCAAAAAGGGCUUGGGGAAUCCACACCUUUGGUUCAGAAUCGGGCAGUUUCAACAUCUGAGGAAAAUCACAUCUGUGACAGUCCCAAAACUUCACCAUACACAAAAGACAAAGAAAAAGGCAAAAAGUUUGGUUUUAGCCUCCUGUGGCGUAGCAUUUCUAGAAAGGAGAAGCCCAAAACAGAGCAUAGCAGUUUCUCUGCCCAGUUUCCACCUGAGGAAUGGCCUGUCCGAGAUGAAGAUAACUUGGACAAUAUCCCCCGAGACGUUGAGCAUGAGAUCAUCAGAAGAAUUAACCCUGUUCUGACUGUUGACAAUCUAAUCAAACAUACUGUCCUUAUGCAAAAACAUGAAGAACAGAGGAAAUAUAAUAGUCAGGGCACCUCUACUGAUACUCUGACAGUCAGGCCGAAGAAUCCUUCCAAAGAGGGAGUUAAGAAAAGGAAGGAUAGGUCAGCCAAGCCUUGCAGGCGGGGCCUUUCUCACAGGGAAGGACCCAAACCCCAGAGUCAGAGGAGUGAGCUUCAGCCAGAAAGCCUUACGCUGGAGAAGGCCUCCAAGCUCCCUGCUACCCAGCCCACUCCUGAAGUUAAAAGCAGCAAUGAAGCAGAAACGCAAACAGGGCUUCAUGAGAAGCCGAGAUUGCUAGGCUCUCAACUGAUUUACAAGAAGCGAAUCAGUAAUCCUUUCCAGGGCUUGUCUCUCCGAGGGAGCCCAGUAACCAAAGGGCACAGCAUUCAGAAGAGAAGCCAUGUGACACCCAGUCAGAUUGCACCAAAGAAGAAGCCUCUCCAAAGGUCAAGGUCUUCAGAGCCCCCAAGACUUUUCGGUAGCGAAGCCCAACAGCCAUGUGCUGAGCAGUGUCAUGACAAGCUGAAAGCAGAAUCCAUUUAUAUGACCAACUCUACUGUCCAGCCUGUCAGUGAUGGCCUCUUAAAUUACCCUCCAGGUCAUGCUUUGCAAAGUGACAGCCAAUGCUUUUCCUUUAGGGAAAGCACGUUGAGAUGUGAUGCGUAUGAUGCAGAAAACAAGGUAAUCCCUGAAGUCAGGAAGAAAAGUCCUUCUCACUUUAAGAAAUUAGGGGAGGCCAAAGAAGCACAGCAUAUACUGCCAUCUCAUGGUUCCUCCCCCUUAGAUCCAUCCUCUGCUUGUAGAUUAGUCUAUAAAACAAUACACCAGUUCGAAAACCUUGGUCUUUUAGAUCACCCAGUUGGUGUGGACCAUUUGAGACAACCUGGGAGGGAAGACAGAAAUUCAGAAGAAUUGAUGAGAAAGACAUUUGUCCAGGAGACAGAGACUGCAAGUCUGGAAAAUGAAGGGCUUUUGGCUGAUGAGCGGGUUUUGUACCCGAAGCAAGAAGAUGACGAUGGGGCCUGCAGUUCACUGUAUUUAGAGGAGGACAACUUUUCUGAGAAUGAUGACUUACAUCAAGUGUGGUCUGGCCACAUCCAGUAUUCCUUUACUGGUAGAAGCAUCUGUAAUCAUUUAGGAAAACCAAAAGUGACGGAAGGAUUUCAGACUGAGUGUAGUAGCAAAAUGGACUGCUUUGUGCCACCAGUGCUUAAAAAAAAUCAACAUUACAGGCCAACCAGGUUGAUUACAAACUCAGGUGAAAGCCAAAUACCUAACCUCUCUGCUGAAAGCUGUGGCCUAAAUGCAGGGGCCCAGUUUUGUUUUAACUAUGAAGAACCCAGUGUUGCUACAUGUGUCCAGGCCUUAGCACCUGUUGAUGGAAGUUUAUUUGAUUAUUGUAGUGCAAGGAAAUCCAAUUCUGAGGCUGAAGUCUCUGAGCCUUCUGUUGGUGACACAGGAAAGAAAUCAAAUAGCUGGAAUCGGAGUCCUCAGAAUCAGGAAACGAGAAAACAUUUCACACAAAAGUUAGACCUUUUCAGUGCCUCGCAUGUGCAAGUGUUGGCUCAGAAUAUUCAGCAUGAACACAGUCACUUGGGAGGAACAGAAAAUCAUAGCAUGGCAGGAGAUAGUGGAAUAGAUUCUCCACGGACACAGAGCCUCACAUCUAAUAAUUCAGUCAUUUUGGAUGGACUUAAAAGAAGACAAAGUUUUCUGCAGAACUUUGAAGACACAAAGAGCAAUCAGACAUUCACAUCCAAUUCCUUACUACAACUAACUCCAGUCAUAAAUGUUUAGUUUUCUUUUGGAAAGUCUUUUUUAAAAAAAAAUGUACAGCAGAAUCUUUCAAUCAAUAAGUUAAGGGUCAUCCUAAAUCUAAGCAUGUAUACUAUUAACAUCAUUACAUAUUUUGUUAUAAUUACUGGCUUUUUCUCUUGAUAUUUUAAAGCAUUUUUUAGUAUAUUUUACAAAGAAUUUGUUGGAAAUGUAUAGAUUGCAUUUUUUUUAAGUAUGAAAUCUUUGGCCUUUUUCCAGUUAAAUGUCAUUCAUUUACAUUCACUAGUUCCUCCAGUACAUAGGAUCCUAAUUUACUAUCAUAUAGUGAAUUUCUUUACCUACACUGAGUUCUGAUGGUAAGUGAAUCUUACUAGAUUUAAACAUAAAAUCCAGAAAUGAAUGUAUAUUUUAGGGUUGCAUAGAUAAUUGGCAAUUAAAGUCUUUUAUCAGUAGUAGAAAGAACUUAUAUAAUGUGUCGGCUACUUUGCAACAGUAAUUCUUUUCAUCCUGUAAUUGUUGGCCAGGCUGUUCUCUCAAGCAGUUUGAACAUGAGCAAUGGCUCCAAAUAGAAUUGACUGGCAAUGUGCAGAGCCUCUAUGGCAGUAGACAUUGGUUCCUCCCUACAUUCAGUCUCGCUCCAUAGCAAGGCAGGGAGGACUCAGAUAGUAGGGACAGAAGGAAAUCAAUGGCUCAGUGUUGAGGAGUUCUCACCUAGAGACUUAGGGAAAAGGUGGAAGACGACUGCUAGUUAUUAAGCACUUCGCCCACAUUUUGAUCCAUUUCUGCUCAGAAGGCCUGGCUAGCUCCACUAGAAUCUUUUCUGGUAGGCUGUUUUCAGACCAGGGAGUGAAAUGGUCUGGAUUUGGUUGGAUUAUAGAGCAGUCAGGACUGGUUUGAGCAGAUUAGUGGAUGGUGCUGAUUUAUGGGCAGGAGGAUGUAUUUUCUAAGAGGUCUCUAAGGAUUAUCCUAGCCUUAGAUCUCAGAGAUGACUGAAGAGAGUGCCUCUCUCCACCUCACAGCAAGCAUCAGCGAAGCCCAGCACAGAGCUGCAUGGAUGAAAGACAGGAGGGGAGGUUUACCGCUUUGUUCCACAGCAGCAAUCAGCUCACUUGGUCCUGACUGUUGGUUUCCAGUGGGCCCUGGCCACCCUAACACACCACCCCAAGAGUAGCCAAAGGGUCCACAGAGGUAAUAGGGAAAGUAGAGAUGGAAGUUCGUACACUGUGGAAUCGGCACCAAUGUAUGGAAGUUAGAAGAAAGAGCUCCAUUAUUUAGGCACAGAGGCUUUGUAAUUCUCUUGAUGCUGUGUUGCAGAGUUUUCCAAUAGUGGAACAGGAUGGUAGACUAGAUUUUUUUUUUUUCCUCAGUACUGGGGAGUGAAUUCAAGAUCUUCGUACUGAGGUACACUGCCAGCCCGUCUUUAAUUUUUUAAAAAUCUGAGACAGUUUUGGUGCCUUUGCACAGGCUGGUUUCAAAUUUGCAACCCUGUUGCCUCAGCCUCAGCCUCUCAAAAUGUUGAAAUUACAGGCAUGUGCCAACAUACCUGACUCCGAGGAUUUUGAAGAAUCCUUCUAAGCCUAAGACUGUGUGCUGAAAAAUUCAGUGAGGAGCUUAUGAAAUACUGAAUUCAUUCAAGAUUCCUGAAUAUUGCUUCGAGUUGUAGAUUCUUGCGUCUAUUCCUACCAGUCUUCAGAAAAGGAGCAUCAACAACUGUUUCAUCUUUGAUUUUUAGACUAAGUUUCUUAGUACAGCAAGGAAUCCAAAGUCUUUUAUAACUAGGCGCAUCUGGGCACCAAUGAUACCUAUUUUUCAAAAUUUUGUCAUUGGAUGUAUUUCUCAAACUUGAUUACAUGAACUCUGUUAUGAAACUAAUAAUUUUCCUUUUAUAACACUCAAUCACAGAUAUUAAAGAUGGAAAUGUCCUAUUAAAUUGUUUCAAAGAUUAAUCUCCAAAAUAGGUGAUCUGUGGUAUUUUUCCAAUAAAUUUUUAAUGGAAA